AUGAUUCCUGGUGGUCAAGCGCAUAUUAACGCUAGAGAUGCAGCAGUAAAAUCUAUUGAUGAACUUGCCAACUAUUUCAAAGUUGACCUAAAAACUGGCCUUGAUCAUACUGAAGCUCAACAUCGACUUAAGUUAUGUGGUCCAAAUGAGUUGAAACACCCAAACCCAGAUCCUUUAUAUAAGAAAUAUCUCGAACAAUUUAAAGAACCUAUGAUACUGUUACUACUUUCAUCAGCAUGUAUCAGUCUUAUUAUGAAGCAAUAUGAUGAUACCAUUAGUAUUACUGUUGCAAUCUUAAUAGUGGUUACUGUCGCGUUUAUUCAGAGUUAUAGAUCAGAGAAAGUCCUAGAAGCUUUACAAAAAUUGAUGCCACCGAAAUGUAGCUGUCUACGUAGUGGUGAAAUGCAUACAUUUCUAGCUUCAUAUCUUGUUCCUGGUGAUAUUGUCUGUUUAUCAGUUGGUGAUCGUCUCCCAGCAGAUUUAAGACUUUUCGAUCUGACAGAUUUACGAAUGGAUGAGUCUAGUUUGACUGGAGAAACUGAAGCCGUUCCCAAAUCUUCAGAGAUUCUUUGUACACAUUUCCCGAUAUCUGAUACUUCUGAAGUUAGAUUUUCAUCAACACAAAAUGUGAAUAUAGGCGAUAACAAAGCUGUUGAACGUCUACGUGGAUGUCAUGAUCUAAUUAAUAUUGGAUUUAUGGGAACAUUAGUUUGUUCGGGUACCGGAAAAGGUUUGGUUAUUGGAACUGGAGAACAUUCGGAAUUUGGUGAAGUUUUCCGUAUGAUGCAUUCAGAAGAAGCACCACGUACACCACUUCAGAAGAGUAUGGAUAAGUUGGGAAAGCAUUUAUCUGCUAUCUCUUUAAUUAUUAUUAGUAGUAUAGUGAUUAUUGGUCUAUUUCAAGGACGCCAUAUUUUAGAAUUGUUAACUAUUGGCGUAAGUUUGGCAGUCGCAGCAAUCCCUGAAGGUCUUCCUAUUGUAGUAACUGUCACUCUAGCUAUUGGCCAAAUGCGUAUGGCAGCAAGAAAUGCGAUUGUUAGACGACUUCCAGCUGUUGAAACUCUUGGUUGUGUAAAUGUAGUUUGUUCAGAUAAAACUGGAACCAUGACGAAGAAUGAAAUGACUGUAUCACAUAUAGUUACUGGUUCAUUAGAAAGAUACACAAUUCCUAUUCAACAACCCAAUAAACACAGUGAUACUACUUGUGUAAAGUUAGAUAUGAAUUAUGCCAAUCAUUCUAAUUAUUUGACUGUAACUUCUGCUGCCACUCCUACCGAAACCAUUAAACUAGAUAACGUUUCACUAUCAAAUAAAUUAAUGUCAAAUCAUAUCAAUCCUCAUUAUCAGAUGUCAGCAAAUGCUAGAUCAGUUUCGUUUGAUGAAUUACGUACACCAUAUUAUUAUCCACCAUCUUUGGAUAGCAUAAUACAGAUUGGUUGUAUUUGUAAUAAUGCUACAAUUCGAGAUAAUCAGUUAUUUGGUCAACCCACGGAAGGUGCACUAUUAAGACUGGCCUCCCAAUUUCAUGCACUAGAUGAACGUGCAUUUUAUACUCGUUUACAAGAAUGGCCAUUUAGUUCCGAGUCAAAACUUAUGAUUGUUAAAUGUGUUCGAAAUAAUCAAUCGUCGACUCCUGAUGAACCAGUCUACUUUGCUAAAGGAGCUGUAGACCAAUUGCUUAAUCGUUGUGCCUUUACAUCUUUUUCAAACGAUUCUGCGAUUUCAAUGCAAUCAUCACCAUCUGAUGGUCAUCCAUUUAUGUUAUCGAAUCGUUAUUCUAAUAAUAGUUCUAUAAAGUCAAUGGAUUUAGAGACUAGAAAAGCAAUACUUAAUGAAGCAUCCAUACUUGGUAACUUAGGUUUACGUGUAUUAGCAUUGGCUAAAGGUGUUAAUUCUGAACAGAUGAUUUUCCAUGGAUUAGUUGGUUUAAUUGAUCCACCACGUCCGGGUGUAACUGAGUGCAUUCGAAUAUUAUAUGAAUCUGGUGUUCGUGUGAUUAUGAUAACUGGUGAUGCUAAAGAAACUGCAUGUACCAUUGGCUCUCGUUUAUCUCUUUAUCGCCCUGGUGAUCUGUGCCUCAGUGGUGAAGAAGUAGAACGAAUAAGCGUUGAACAAUUAAUGUCAGUUGUACGUAAUGUUACUGUGUUUUAUCGAUCCGGACCGAAACAUAAGUGCAAAAUCGUCAAGGCUCUACAACAAUCCAAUUUAGUUGUCGCAAUGACUGGUGAUGGUGUGAAUGAUGCAAUCGCAUUAAAGUCAUCAGAUAUCGGUAUUGCAAUGGGUCGUACAGGAACAGAUGUAUGUCGUGAAGCUGCUGAUAUUGUUUUAUUAGACGAUAAUUUUGCCACAAUUUUAGCUGCGAUGGAAGAAGGCAAAGCAUUAUUUCAUAAUAUUAAAAAUUUCAUCGGCUUUCAAUUAAGCACGUCUAUAGCUGCUCUAGCCUUAAUUGCUUUAUCCACAUUACUUUCACUCCCAAGUCCAUUGAAUGCUAUGCAAAUUCUUUUUAUUAAUAUACUAAUGGAUGGUCCACCUGCUCAAAGUCUAGGCGUAGAACCACCAGAUCCUCAUGUAGUUAGACAACCUCCCAGACGAGCAAAUGAUUCUAUUUUGGAUGGUCGUUUAAUGUUCAAUGUAUUGACAGCUUCAUCACUAAUUGUCUCUGGUACUUUAUGGAUUUUCUUUAGAGAAUUGUCUGAUAAUAAAGUUACACGACAUGAUACAACUAUGACUUUUACAUGUUUCGUUUUAUUUGAUAUGUUCAACGCAUUAAGUUUUCGAUCACAGAAUAAAUCGAUCUUCUCAUUGGGAUUUUUCUCUAACCGUUUGUUUGUACUAGCUGUUGGGUUGUCUUUAUUUGGUCAGUUAUUGGUAAUAUAUUUCCCACCAUUGCAAGCUGUGUUUCAAACUGAAGCAUUGACAUUAAAAGAUUUAGUUUUAUUAGUUUGUUUAACGUCAUCGGUAUUUUUCGUGUCUGAACUACGUAAACUUGUGCGCAUACGUUCAGAUUUCUAUUUCUGGGCUACAUAUUUUCUGUCGUUUAUAAGAAUACCAAGACGAGUAAAAAUGGAUGACAACAUGGUUUGA
This is a messenger RNA of Schistosoma intercalatum, 3084 nucleotides long. NCBI's taxonomy places the organism in Eukaryota, Metazoa, Platyhelminthes, Trematoda, Strigeidida, Schistosomatidae. The record is from the annotation of a GenBank genome assembly.